AUGUACAGCAAUAGUAGCUCAAGGUCCGACUAUAGCGAUAACUCGAAUUAUUCCUAUAAGACCAUCGGCAACCCUCACGACCAAGAUAGCUGGGACGAAGCGCAAUUUGCGCAUUUCGAUUACCCCGAACCUAGGAUUUCAGCAGAGACCUACGCAUCUACCGCUUCAUCAAUCGAAGAUCCAGCUGAUGACCUGCCACCUUUUGAGGUACCCGAAGUCUCAGACUAUCCAUCGGAGACUCUCCCGUCUACAGCUCUUACAUCUUCGCCGGAGGAAUUUGCCGAGUACUUUCCCUCUACGCAAAUGCUCUCCAUCAGGCACGAUGAUACCACGAUCGAUGGCAACAUGAAUCUGCGCAUCGACACCGAGGCUCGGACACUGGACGGAGGAAAGACCGACCUCCAACUCUUCCACCUGCGCAUGCAUGACUUGAAGCGUCGGGAAUUUUCUCUCCGGAGAUAUUCCAGAGACUCUGGGCGAGAGGUCUGCCAUUCAAGUAGGAAAUACACCAAGCCAUCUGUCAUACGAAGGCCCGGACUCCAGCGGUCAAUGAGCAACGCUUUCUCAAGCUUGCGGUCAAAAUCUGAGAGCAAGACAUCUACAACGAUGAGCUUUAGAAGGCAUGACUCUGGCUAUGGCUCCUCGCACCAAGACGACAUAGGGGGAGAUAUAGCUAGCCAGUCACCAAGACCCUCGAGCAGCAUUCCUAUACCAACGAAUACCACGCAACUUGAAUUCUCGAAUUACGCACAUCUCCAGAUCGAACGUCGAGGGACCAAGACGUUCAAACGGUAUGAGAUUGAGUACUGGGGCAUCAAGUAUGCCUGGAAGCGAGCUGUCGCCGUAUCAAGCCGUUUCGAAGAAGUCUCGUACCACUUCAUCAACACGAAGACCUUAGCUCCUUUGGCACAUAUUGUACAGGCCCCCCUGACUGAGUCACAACAACGGGAAGAGACUGCAAAAGGGGGGUGGGUGCCGCCCUGUAGUAUGUAUCUCGAGGACUCGGUGCUCGACAGAUCGACAGAUCUCGCCGAUGUGGUCAUGGCAUCCGGUCUGGUUGCCCUGGUGGACGACUGCAUUAAGCGUCGGUGGCAUCAAAAGAGCCGUAUGCAAAUGACUGUCCCAAUGGUCACGAAAUCCCCACUCAGAUUGAACAUGGAUUAUGUGACACCCAAGCGUCUGAUGAGUGAAGUAUUUAACCGUAAGGAGAAGACCACUGCCCGACGUCCGACUCCCUUACGAGAGAUGACAUGCUGA
This is a messenger RNA of Letharia lupina, 1257 nucleotides long. RefSeq lists its product as uncharacterized. The record is from RefSeq and is a predicted model, not a curated record. NCBI's taxonomy places the organism in Eukaryota, Fungi, Ascomycota, Lecanoromycetes, Lecanorales, Parmeliaceae. The transcript is spliced from 3 exons. Bases 1 to 1257 code for a protein of 418 amino acids.